Fonsecaea nubica is the source of this 882-nucleotide messenger RNA. RefSeq lists its product as hypothetical. The record is from RefSeq and is a predicted model, not a curated record. The coding region runs from base 1 to 882 and encodes 293 amino acids. The transcript has a single exon. NCBI's taxonomy places the organism in Eukaryota, Fungi, Ascomycota, Eurotiomycetes, Chaetothyriales, Herpotrichiellaceae.
AUGCCUAGUCCCAGACUCGACACGUCCUGUCACAAUCUCGAAUCGGAUAAGGGAGUGCGGUCACCCAGGACGCCAACAUAUGGACCAGAUUCUCCGUCUACCGGCUCAGUGCCACCUUUCGACGCCGCCCGGUACUUUGUCCAUCAUGACCCUGACGAUGACGACCGACAGUCUGUUUCCCUUCUUCCUCCUCCACCACAAAGCGAGCCGCUACCAUGGGUGUGGAUAUGCCACCUGUGCCAUUCGCGAUAUCCUCUUGGCGUAACACGCCGAUGCCUGGUCGAUGGACACUACUACUGUUCAGGCCAGACAGAUCGGCCCAGUCUGAGGAAAAAGAAAAAGCCUCGGGCGUGUUCCUGUGAGUUCGACUAUGCGGCCUGGAAGGCUUGGGGGACAUGGCGCCGGGCAGUUCUCAGAACCCUCAAGAGCGAGGUGGUCGCAAGAGGCUGCGAAUGCUGUGACUUCCCGAGCCAGUGUCGGUAUCCUGCCAACUCACACCCUCUAGGGAGUGCAGAAUUUAAACUUGUAUUUCCCGAUGAGACCAUCAGCUGCCCGCUACCAAAGUCGGAUUCAAAGACUUCUGGCUCCAAAGCAUCAGGUGGGGAAAGAUCGAAAGCAAACGAGAACGUCGACUUCGAUCAGAUCCUCGAAAACAUCUACAGCGACGCAAUGUCACGGAUACCGGAGCCACAAACACCGGCAAACACCAAACAGAAGGAGAAAGGUCUGUCUAAGGGCAAGAAGAAACGUUCAGGCAAAGCGCCCACGCCUUCGCUGGACGACGAGCUGUCCGAAGAAGAGAGCAGAUUGCGGGAACUGAUCGGACCCAACUUGUGGGCAUGCUUGGAAGACAUUGGGCUGGACAACGCCCCAGCCGAGUGA